GGGGGGAGCCGCCGUGACGCUGUCGGUCGCUGUCGUAUAAAAACGACCGCCGGACUCCAAGGUUGUUUAGAGAAAGCGCCGCUUCUUUACAGCUCAGUUUAGGGGCAAGCUUGGCCCGGUUCAGCUGGAUUCGGACCUGGUCGGGCAGAUUUUUGUUUUUUUUAGUGUUGUUAUUUGCAGUGAAGGGAGUAUUGUCGUUUCGUAGGCACGAAUUAAAGACGUCUCUCUUGUAUUGGCUUGGAAGAUCGUGUGAAUAGGCAGAUACAGACACAGUACAGCAGCAGGCAAAGACAAAAAACAGCUUUCUAGUUUUGAACGCUUUUGUUUUCUUCGGGGUGCUGAGUGCUGGGGCAGACACGAUAUAGAAAAUAAAGCGGAUAUGAAUUUAGUUCUGUGUCCUGUGGAGUACAAGAUAUAGGCUCGUGUACAAACAUAAUGAAGCUUUGAAAUCCUGACAUUCAUUGAUUAUUCGGAUUAGCAAUUGUUGUUUUUUUUUAGUCUUUAAUACUAUUAUGAUUUGCAAUAAUUUGAAUUCGUAUCCGUUUAGCAGCGCACCGGUGCAGUGUGAUAGAUUCAGAAAAAUACGUUGUUUACCAAAGACUACCAACCUGCAUACAUUAUAACAUCCAUAUAUAUAUAUAUAUAUAUAUUUUUCUUUUACACAACCUAUCUCAUCUCAUCUAAACAGAUAUUUCUUUGCCACAAACCACAGAAUUGCACUUUACAGUUGACUCGUAUGCAAAGGUCUUAAUUGCUAAAGUUGAACGAUCGAUUACUGUAAAGACUGAAUCAUGAUUAUUGUUAUAAUUUGAAUAUAUAUAUAUAUAUAUUUAUUGAGAUUCUUUCUACACGUGCCUUUUACGUUUAUUUUAUUUUUUUAUCGUUGUUAGAAUUUGUGGUGCAGACACAAAUAACGAUAUACAGUAUUAGUGUAGCUAUAUAUAUAUAAAAACUCAACCACCACAUUUCAUAGUCAUAUUAUAAGUAUAAAUAUAUAGAUAGGUAUAUAGCACUCCUUUGUGUUUUUGGUUACAAGUAAAAAAAAAAUACCCCAAAUCGCCAAAAUGACAGACGGACCUCGUCAGCGGGGGAACGCAGCGGCGGCGGCCGGCGAUGGCGCCCCUGAAUCCGGCAAGGAGAGCUCAGGAGGGGCCAGUGUGGCUCUGAAAAAGGAAAUCGGACUCCUCAGCGCUUGCGGAAUAAUUGUCGGUAACAUCAUCGGCUCUGGGAUCUUCGUGUCACCGAAGGGGGUGUUGGAGAACGCUGGCUCUGUGGGGAUGGCGCUGGUGGUGUGGAUCGUCACAGGACUCAUCACGGCUGUGGGGGCGCUGUGCUACGCAGAGCUGGGGGUCACCAUCCCCAAAUCAGGGGGAGACUACUCCUACGUCAAAGACAUCUUCGGGGGACUGGCUGGUUUUCUACGGUUGUGGAUCGCUGUGCUGGUUAUAUACCCCACGAACCAGGCUGUCAUUGCCCUGACCUUUUCGAACUACGUGCUCCAACCCCUCUUCCCUACCUGCUUCGCACCCGAGUUAGGGCUGCGGCUGCUGGCGGCAGUCUGCCUGUUGCUCUUGACCUGGGUGAACUGUGCCAGUGUGCGCUGGGCCACGCGAGUGCAGGAUAUAUUCACUGCCGGGAAACUGCUCGCCCUCGGACUCAUCAUCAUCAUGGGCUUCGUGCAGAUCUGCAAAGGUCAGUACUACUGGCUGGAGCCAAAGAAUGCGUUUGAGAAUUUCCAGGAGCCGGAUAUUGGUCUGAUUGCCUUGGCGUUUCUGCAAGGCUCUUUCGCUUACGGGGGCUGGAACUUCCUGAACUACGUGACCGAAGAGCUGGUCAACCCCUACCAGAACCUCCCUCGUGCGAUCUUCAUCUCCAUCCCUCUGGUCACCUUCGUUUACGUCUUUGCCAACAUCGCGUAUGUGACGGCGAUGUCACCCCAGGAGCUCCUCGCCUCCAACGCAGUGGCAGUGACGUUUGGUGAGAAGCUGUUAGGAGUCAUGUCGUGGAUCAUGCCCAUCUCCGUGGCUCUGUCCACCUUCGGAGGAGUCAACGGUUCACUCUUCACCUCCUCCAGGUUGUUCUUUGCUGGGGCGAGAGAGGGGCACCUCCCCAGUCUGCUAGCCAUGAUUCACAUCAAACGCUGCACCCCCAUCCCAGCGCUGCUGUUUACUUGUGUCUCCACCCUGCUCAUGCUUGUCACCAGUGACAUGUACACCCUCAUCAACUACGUCGGCUUCAUCAAUUACCUCUUCUACGGAGUCACUGUCGCCGGGCAGAUUGUGCUGAGAUACAAACAGCCUGACUUGCAUCGGCCAAUCAAGGUCAAUCUGAUAUUCCCAGUGAUAUAUCUGCUGUUCUGGGCAUUCUUACUGGUUUUCAGUCUAUGGUCGGAGCCCAUAGUGUGCGGAAUUGGACUGGCCAUCAUGCUAACUGGGGUCCCAGUUUACUUCCUGGGAGUGUACUGGAAAAAUAAACCCCAGUGCUUUAACAACUUCGUAGACUCAAUGACCUACUUCGGACAGAAGUUCUGUGUGGUGGUCUACCCCGCGGAGAAUGAAAAGAACGAGUCGGAGGAGAAGAGCGAGCAGCGGACCCCCAUCUACACACCCCCGGGAGGGGGGGAGGGGGAGGGGGAGGGGGAGAAGGGGGGAGAGAAGGCGGACAACUGCUAAGCGGACACACUGUUAGUCACACACACACACACACACACACACACACAGACACACACAGACAGAGUCACAUAUGCACAGACAGACUCAGACACUCACUCACUCACUCACUCACUCACUCACACACACACAGACAGAGUCACAUAUGCACAGACAGACUCAGACACUCACUCACUCACUCACUCACUCACUCACUCACACACACACAGACAGAGUCACAUAUGCACAGACUGACUGACACACACACACACACACACGCAGAGUCACAUAUGCACAGACAGACAGACUGACACACACACACACGCAGAGUCACAUAUGCACAGACAGACUCAGACACUCACUCACUCACACACACACACACACAGACAGAGUCACAUAUGCACAGACUGACUGACACACGCACACACACACACGCAGAGUCACAUAUGCACAGACAGACAGACUGACACACACACACACACAGAGUCACAUAUGCACAGACUGACUGACACACACACACACACGCAGAGUCACAUAUGCACAGACAGACUCACACACUCACUCACUCACUCACUCACACACACACACACACAGACAGAGUCACAUAUGCACAGACAGACUCACACGCACACACGCAGAGUCACAUAUGCACAGACAGACUCACACACACACACGCACACACGCAGAGUCACAUAUGCACAGACAGACUCACACACAAACGCACACACACACGCAGAGUCACAUAUGUACAGACUGACUGACACACACACACACACACACACACACACACGCAGAGUCACAUAUGCACAGACAGACUCACACGCACACACGCACACACGCAGAGUCACA
Molecule: messenger RNA, 3497 nt
Organism: Acipenser ruthenus (sterlet)
Lineage: Eukaryota; Metazoa; Chordata; Actinopteri; Acipenseriformes; Acipenseridae
Product: large neutral amino acids transporter small subunit 2-like
Exons: 11
Coding region: 1065-2672 (535 amino acids)
Biological process (GO): neutral amino acid transport; amino acid transmembrane transport
Cellular component (GO): membrane
Molecular function (GO): L-amino acid transmembrane transporter activity; neutral L-amino acid transmembrane transporter activity
Source: RefSeq, a predicted model, not a curated record